AUGCGUUUUGUCAUGAUGCUCACCUAUUUGUUAGGCCCGUUCGGAUGGGCCUUAAACAUAACAGAGAGAAAUGGGAGCAAAUUUGGAAAUAAAACUGUUUUAAAUGAAGAAUCAAAUGAAAGUGUUCUUACAUUUUCAACAGCUGAACUCGUCUCGGAAGGAAUUAUUCUCACAAUGAUUUGUUUUACAGCUAUAGUUGGAAACACCUGCAUGUGGAUAAUAGUUAUACGGAAUAAAGAUCUGCGUACCGUGACUAAUUCUUUUCUUUUGACACUCGCCUCUGCGGAUCUUAUGGUGUCCGUUGUAAAUAUGCCUGUGACCAUUCUGACGAUAUUUAAAGGAGAGUGGGUAUUUUCGGAUGAUGCAUGUACGAUACUUGGAUUUACAAAUAUGCUUACACUGGUCACAAGUGUUCUAUCCCUCUGCAAUAUAAGUAUAAACAGAUACAUUAUGGUGUGUAGACCUACAAAAUUUAAGACAAUAUAUACCAAACGAAAUGCAGCAUUAAUGAUUGCAGGUUAG
Messenger RNA from Saccostrea cuccullata (small rock oyster), 522 nucleotides. RefSeq names its product octopamine receptor beta-2R-like. Lineage: Eukaryota; Metazoa; Mollusca; Bivalvia; Ostreida; Ostreidae. Gene Ontology annotation, cellular component: plasma membrane. Gene Ontology annotation, molecular function: G protein-coupled receptor activity. Bases 1 to 522 code for a protein of 173 amino acids. Gene Ontology annotation, biological process: G protein-coupled receptor signaling pathway. The transcript has a single exon. The record is from RefSeq and is a predicted model, not a curated record.